Molecule: messenger RNA, 489 nt
Organism: Macrobrachium nipponense
Lineage: Eukaryota; Metazoa; Arthropoda; Malacostraca; Decapoda; Palaemonidae
Product: cuticle protein 18.6-like
Exons: 2
Coding region: 1-489 (162 amino acids)
Cellular component (GO): extracellular matrix
Source: RefSeq, a predicted model, not a curated record
AUGAAAUGGAAGCAGAUGAAGCAGCAUGACAUGUUUAUGUUUGUUCUCUUUGAGAGGGAAUCGUCCGAAGAAUCGUACGAAUCCACGGAAGCCAAGUACGACUUUGACUUCGCCGUGAAACACGACUACACCGGCGCCAACUUCGGCCACCAGGAGUCCCGCGACGGCCAGGAAACCAAAGGGUCCUAUUACGUCCAACUUCCGGACGGCCGCCUCCAGACGGUCCGCUACUACGUCGACGGGAACUCCGGAUACGUGGCCGAAGUCAGCUACGAAGGCGAAGCCAGAUACCCGGAUUCGGAUGAGACUAGGGGUUACUCACGGCCGCGGGCUUCUUACUCGGCCCCCAGGACGUCUUACUCACAACCGAGGAACUCCUACGCAGCUCCGAGAUCUCUGUACUCAGCUCCUGACUCAGAAGAGUCUUACGAGACUUCUGAGUCCCUGGAGAUCCCAAGAUACAUCGACAUAAGGCCCCUGUAUGGCUAA